AUGCCCUCCGUCGCUCAGCCCGUGGAUGCUUUACAUCAUGGCUUGAGGCCGACUUAUCGGGCUCGUGGUUUGGAGAACCAAAGCGGAGCCAACCAUUGCUUCUUAAAUGUUGUCAUUCAGGCGUUGUGGAAUCUCCAGUCCUUCAGAAAGCGCUUGCUUCAGGCCCCAUGUCACACGCACUCACACGCAGCCUCGAGCUACGGCGCGUUGGCACGUCCAGCUGGGAAUGAUCACUGCUGCUACUGUGCCCUGAAGAGCUUGUUUCACGAGUUUGCUGUCUCUGACAGGGAUGUGCUUCCACCAGAUGCUCUGCGCAAGGCGCUCUCACUCGCGUACAAUGCGCAAGGACGUUUUCAAUCGGGCGACAUGGAGGAUGCGACAGAGACUAUCGAAGUUAUUUUGGGCAUCUUGCACGCUUGCAGCUUGAGCAGCAGCCUUGCCCCGUCAGCUUCGCCUCGUGCCCAGUGUGUCCAUGCCGAGUUCAUCGAAGAAGCCAGUCGCUUCGGCUGCCAUCCGCUCUGCUUGAGCCACGAAGUCUUCGGUGUCGAGUACGUCGACGUCCCUCGAUGCACCUUCUGUGGGGCCACAGGUGAGCCGACAGUCACCAGUGCCUUCACGUACGGCGUGUACGUGACAGAGCUGCUGGAGUGCCGGGAACAUCUCGCAGGGCAGGUGCACUCCGAGGGAGCCGACUCUCUUGGAGCCAUGGGGCUAUGGCAGUCGAUCCACCUUGUGCCCGUCACUAGGCGCACCCUUGCCACAGAGCGGUUUUUGACUCGUCAGCCGCAGACCUUCUUGUUGUCCCUGGCAUGGCCAAGCUCGAGUCCGACACGAGAACAGCUGAUCCAAGUGCUGUCCAUGAUACAAGCCAGAUUGUACAUGACGGAGAUCUUCGAAACCUCUGCUGAGACAUCAGUGCUCUAUGGCCUUCGCGGACUCGUGUGCUACAGCGGCAUGCACUAUGUAGCACUCUUUUGGUGUCCGUCCCAGCGGCACUGGGUCCUCUUCGAUGACACCUGCGUCCAGGAGAAGGAGGAUUGGAGCUCGGCGGCUCGCGUCCUUCUGUCCGGGCUCUUUGUCCCAACCUUGGUUUUCUACGAAAGGGUGCAGGCAGACGCAGCCCUGGAGGAGUCCCUAGAGGAGUUGGCCCAACAAGUCUGCGAACUUGAGGUCGUCCUUGUAGGCUCUUCCUUGGGUGCCAUCGCCAUCGUCGUCGUGACCAGGUCGCAAACGUUGGGGACUCUCGUGCCGUUACCGUCGAUGGAUCGGGAGGAAACUCAGACUUUGCCGGUGCAAGAGGAUUUCUUGAGAUCCACGCGGCUGUCUGUUGACCAUCGGCCGACCGAUGCUGCAGAGGCACGUCGCAUCCGCGAGGAGGGCGGCUUCGUAACCAUGGGCCGUGUCUCAGGUGAGUUGGCGGUGAGCCGUGCUUUGGGAGACCUCCUGCUGAAAAACUCAGGCCUCAGCUGCAAGCCCUCCGUCCGGGCCCACGAUGCCAAGCGCGACCUGGCGCUGGUCUUGGCAAGCGACGGCUUGUGGGACUUUGCUGAGGAGAAGGAGGUGGCCAAAGUUGUCGUGUCCUGCAGUCGGAAUGGAUUAGACCAUGUUGCGCACAGGCUCGUGCAAGAAGCACAGCGAACAGGCUCCAUGGACAACAUCACCUGCCUUGUCAUCUUCAUGUAG
This is a messenger RNA of Symbiodinium necroappetens, 1683 nucleotides long. Lineage: Eukaryota; Dinophyceae; Suessiales; Symbiodiniaceae. The record is from the annotation of a GenBank genome assembly.